AUGGAUAAUAAGCAAAAGAGGAACCUAACCUUUCUAACCAUCGGGCUGAUAUUCAUGCUGAGCGGCAUAGAGUACGCUGUCAUUCUACCUACAAUAUGGAGGUACCUGCAGAUUUUAGAGGCUCCACCUUACUUCCUGGGUCUGGGUCUGUCUGCCUUCAGUCUGAGUGGGCUGCUCACAGGUCCACUUUUCGGAUUGUGGUCGGAUCGCUGCAAAACCACAAAAUUCAUUAUCCUAUUCUCCAAUCUUUUUGAGAUUGCUGGUAACUUCAUGUAUUUCAUUGGCUAUUCGAAGUGGCUGUUGUUAUGCAGUCGGCUUGUGGCAGGUAUCGGUGCAGGAGCGGGCUCCUCCAUUUUUGGUUUCCUCACGCGGAGCACUCUGCCAGAGGAGCGUGCUGGUAUCUUUGCGGCCGUCAUGGCCUGUCGACAAGCUGGCCUCCUGGUUGGGCCAGCGUUCAACUUGUUCCUGCGGCUGUGUGAUUUCAAACUGGGGCCCUUUGUUGUGAACAAGUAUACUUCCCCUGGGAUCUUUAUGUGCCUAUUGUGGGUGUUGGUCCAGUUUGUUGUGCUGGCAAUGUAUUGGGACCUACCACCCGUCAGUUCAGAAGGUGGAGCCAUAAUGAUGGAGACGAAAGAGGAGGAAGGAGAGGAGGCGCCGUUGAUGGGGUCAGAUGAGGAGAUGGCGCAGACUUACAGAGCUGUAAACUCCGACCAAGUGGAGACUUCCACCUCGCCUGAGCUUCAGCCCGUCCGGGGAACCUCGAACCCGUUCAAGAACUUCAGCGCCAGCAGCGAGUUCCUGAGAGAGGAGGUGGUUGUGGUCCUCACGGCCCAGUUCGUCACUCUGUUCAACCAGACGGCGCUGGAGACCAUGGUGACACCUCUGACGCAGCGCUACUUCAGCUUCGGCGAGCUGGGCAACAGUCUGAUGUACAGCCUGUGUGGGGUGGAGGUCAUCCUGGGCUUCUUCUUCGUGCGCUGGCUGAGCGGGAAGGUGGCGGACCGUGCCGUGCUGGCCGUGGGCCUGGUCAUCUGCUGCACCGCCUGUGUCUGGUGCCUCAUUUUCCUCUGCGACCCCCGAGGUGGUUAUGGAUGGGAGCUGUCGGCCUUCAUCAUCGGAGUGUUCCUGCAGCUGCUGGGGCUUCCCUUCGUGGCCGUGUCUCAGGUGUCUCUCUUCUCCAAAGUCACCGCGGAGAAAACGCAAGGAUUCAGCCAAGGAGUCAGACGCUCGGUUGGAGGCCUGGCCACCAUCCUUGGGCCUUUGUGGGCCGGAGGGCUGACCAAUAAUUUGUACAUCAUGUUGGGCAUGAUGCUGGCUCUCCUUGUAAUGAUCACGGUUAUGACAGCGCUGUCCUACGAGCGGCUGGCUGAGCCCAGGGCGGUGCAGUGCGCCCACAGCUCCGACAGCGGAGGAUAGAGCCGCGGCCUGAAUGACGAGCAGCAGCAGAGGGCUGAAGAUGGGGUCCAGGGAAUGCCCUUCACUUCAGAGAGAAUCAAUCCAAGUUUUACUGCAGAGGAAAGUGUGUGACUGUGGGAUAAAAAAAAUGUUCAAAGCGCUUCGCGGGUGAAGCACCACGCGUUUUGAAGCUCCACACAGUCUCCCAGCCAUCAGUUUGCAUCAGAAUCUACCACAAGUUUCCCCAUUACUAUCAGACGAUUAAUUACAUUUUACACAAGGGGGCACCAUUGCUCUCGUGUUGAAUAUUCAGAGGUUUAAUUGAAGAUGAAAGCCAUUAUUUUUAAACUCAACUAUUUAUAUUCCCAGGUAUUAGGAGGAAAAACGAUAGAGAGCAGCUCGUACUGCGUGACCCGUGUUUCCGAAUAUUUUGUCUUUCCCUCAGUCUUCCUUCCUGUGAUAAAACAGAAAUCUCUCUGAAAAUUGAAACAGUUGACACAAUGAGUGCAGAUGUGGAGUUAGCAGCUCCCUGUCAGAGCCGCUGACAGGAGUAGCGCGUCAAACAGAGCGAGGCUUUACAGUUUUGUAUGUAUUCCAAAACCAGACACUCAUAUUUAAUCCUUGCAUGUCAUUAAAACCAGCUUGUUGUUACUCCUAUUCAUCUCACUCAAAUGGCACUGUUGUGAAUUAAAA
Molecule: messenger RNA, 2088 nt
Organism: Menidia menidia (Atlantic silverside)
Lineage: Eukaryota; Metazoa; Chordata; Actinopteri; Atheriniformes; Atherinopsidae
Source: the annotation of a GenBank genome assembly